Messenger RNA from Ixodes scapularis (black-legged tick), 4788 nucleotides. RefSeq lists its product as uncharacterized. NCBI's taxonomy places the organism in Eukaryota, Metazoa, Arthropoda, Arachnida, Ixodida, Ixodidae. Gene Ontology annotation, molecular function: nucleic acid binding. The record is from RefSeq and is a predicted model, not a curated record. The transcript is spliced from 3 exons.
AUGAUUGGUGAAGUGUCGUGGACGAACACCGGGGUUUCCCUUGGCAGCGACCACUAUGUGCUCGAGAUGCUCAUGCCGGUUGAGGGAAUCUCGGCCCCCGCAAAACGCAAAGUCCUGGUCACGGAUUGGGGCGCUUUUCGCCGCAACAGGGAUGCGUCGGCUCCGACCACCAUUGAAGACCUCUGCGGUUGGACCGACGAUCUCCUAUCCAGCGCGGAGUUGGUGACCGUCGAGAGCGACGCCUCUUCGACCUCGGGAGUCAGCAACUCCAAACUCGAGCACAUGUGGCAAGCUCACCGCAGUCUCCAGGCCAGGUGGCAAGCACAGGCGAGACGGAACGGAAAGCUCCGCAAGCGCAUAGCUCGGCUGGAAAGAGACAUCGAGAUUUAUGCGGACCAGCUAGAUCGGCAGCAAUGGGGACAGGUGUGUGACAGUCUCAACGGUAACCUCCAUCGCAAAGACACUUGGUCGCUGCUAAGACAUUUGAUGGAUCCCACGACCACCAAAACGACGCAGCGGACCGACCUCUCCAAGGUCCUUCACUCACACGGGGGCAGUACGGCGGACCUCAUGGAGGAACUCCGUAACACCUACAUUCCUGCUUCCACAGAGCACGAAGAGGCCUUCCUCUCGUACACCGGGUCACCAAACCCCGAGCUCGACGAUGACAUGAUCGAGGCCGAGACGGCCGCUGAUGUCGUAGUAGACUAUGCCAGAUCCGUCGGCCUCGAGUGCUCCCAUGCCAAGUCGGAACUCCUUGUGAAGAGGGGCUACCACGAGCGCAUUUUCCAGGACGAUGUUCAAGUUCUGGUCAACGGCAAUCACAUCUCUGAAAGCGACUCGGUCAGAGUUCUCGGCAUGCACCUCAGAAAAGAUCUGUCAAAUGCAGACGCCGUUCUUCGAAUUGGCAAGACGGCCAAGAGCACGGCUCGUCUCAUUAGACUCAUCGCCAACAAGCGAGGCGGGGUCAAGGAGGGCGACGUUUGCCGCAUAGUGCACGCGUUUGUCGUCAGCCGCGUCCUCUACACGGUACCCUACAUGCGACUCACGACAACCGACAAGAAGAAGCUCGAUCCUAUCAUAAGACAAGUGUACAAGUUGGCCCUCGGGCUCCCCAUGGCCACGUCUACGGACCGCCUCAUGCAACUUGAAAUACACAACAUGGUGUCCGAACUCGUCCAGGCGCACCGGAGCUCUCAUAUCGUGCGUCUCUCCAAGACGCCUACCGGGCGCGCCGUCCUGGAAAGGCUGGGGAUCGAGCCGGAACCUUUGCAAGAGGCCCCGGUCGACGUUCCGAAGACGGUUAGGAAAGCGUUGGAAGUCCGCCCGGUACCGCGGAAUAUGCACCCUCAACAUCACGAGGAGCGGAGAAAGGCGCGAGCUGACGCCCUCAACAAGCAGCAUCGUACCAACUCUGGCGUCCUUCACGUGGACGCUGCACCGUAUCCGGGCGGCGCCUCUCGUAACGCCUGUUUCGCGAUCGCCGUGGUAAACAGCGACGGAUCCACGGUCGCCCAGGCCUCCGUGACCACCAAAGCCACUGCAGUGGCGGAAGAGGCGGCCGUUGCACUGGCCCUGGACGCGCUGGACGCAGGGUUGAGUCUCGUCACAGAUCCCGAACAACCCACUCGAACGGGAACAUCGGUUGCCCGGGACACCACCCCGGACCUCACCUUCGUCAAAGUGGCGGGGAGGAAGAGAGAGGUGACUUGGAACUACACGGGCUAUGACCUAGGAAGUGAUCACUACAUACUAGAAGUACUCAUCCCGCUGGAGGGGAAAGGUGGCAACACUGAGAAGAGAAAGCACCGGGUCACGGAUUGGGACGCCUUCAGGACGGCACUCACUAGCUGGCAAUCAGAAAUCACGGAUAUCGAUCAAUGGACAGAUAACGUUAAUAGGACGAUGGAGGGAGCCACGAAGGAGAUAGAAACGGACGAGAGUAUAGACAGAGUGGACAGCAGGUUAGCUCACCUACUGGAAGCUAAGCAGUCAAUCAAAGCAAGAUGGAAGGGUCAGCGCACAAACAGAAAACUACGGAAGAAGAUCGCGGAACUCAAUCAGUGUAUAGAAGGCCAUUGCAGGUUACUCUGCGAGCAGCAGUGGACCGAGGUAUGCAACGAGGCGGACGGUCAAAUGAACAAGAGCAGGACCUGGAGCAUGCUCAGACAUCUCCUCGACGAGACCAAGACUAAGGGGUAUCAGCACGACAACCUUGCGAGGAUCCUACACAAGGCCAUUAGCAAGGAAGGGGAAGUCGAGAUCAAGAGGCGUCUGGACGAGAAGUAUCUACCGUCCACUCCUACAACGGAACACCUGGUGUACCAGGGUACCGACAACGCGACCUUGGACAAGGACAUUGCAACGUGGGAAGUCAGAGCAGCCAUGCAAAAACUCAACAGCAGAUCGGCAGCCGGUCCUGACCGAGUUACUAACAAGGCGAUCAAGAACCUCAGCGAGGCGGCUAUCAAGAAUAUCACGAAGUACUACAACAAGUGUUGGCGAGAAGGGAAACUAACAAAGCAGUGGAAGACGGCCAAAACGAUCCUCAUCCCCAAGCCGGGCAAGCAACCCAGUGUAGAGAACCUCAGGCCGAUCUCACUUACGUCGUGCGUCGGGAAACUACUCGAGCACGUACUGCUGGACAGAUGGCAACGAUAUCUGAAGGAGUCGGGCCUCUACCCGGACUCCAUCAUCGGAUUCCGGAAUAAGCUGGGGAUACAAGACGCAAUGAUUCUCCUGAAGAAUGAAAUCAUAGACGUACCACUUAGCAUAGGUGACAACAGGGCCAUCCUGGGGCUGGACCUACAGAGCGCCUUCGAUAAGGUGAGCCACUCUGCCAUCCUUGCCCACGUCUCAUAACUUAACAUGGGUAGGCGAUCCUACGAUUAUAUCAGGGACUUUCUAACUGGACAAACCACAAGAAUCUGUGCGGGGGACUUACAACUAGACGAGAAAGAUUUAGGCAGCGUCGGAACUCCACAGGGGACGGUAAUCUCCCCACUGCUCUUCAAUCUUGUCAUGAUAGGGGUGGCUAACCGAUUACAGGAAGUUAGGGACGUCAGACACACCAUUUACGCUGACGAUAUCACAUUAUGGGUCAAAGGAGGCAGCGAUGGUCACAUAGAAAACCAAUUGCAGGAAGCGGUCGAGGCCAUAGAGGAACACCUAGAAGGGUCCGGGCUCGUUUGCUCCCCGACAAAAUCAGAACUGCUAGUGUUACCACCUAAAAGGGCAGGCAGCAGAAGAAAGGACGCGCCGAUCACGGUAGAGAGACCUAAGAUCACGGUCAAGACGGCGGGCGGGCGGAUAAUCCCGGAGGUAGACAAGAUCAGGGUGCUCGGUUUGCUACUCGAGCGGAACAGAGUAAAUGGAGAAACAAUCACUAAGCUCAACACCAAGGUCAUGUCUGCUACGAAGCUCUUACGGUGGAUCUCCAAUAGGAAAGAUGGCAUGAAGGAAGAAAGUUUAAUCACGUUAGUGCAGUCCUUUGCGAUCAGCCACAUUGCGUACGUGGCUGCCUUCCACAAAUGGACUACAGGGGAACGAAACAAAAUAGACGCCCUCAUCCGCAAGGUAUACAAGAUUGCACUGGGACUCCCAGGCAACGUGAGCACACAGAAACUCAUGGAGCUAAGGGUAAACAACACUUUGGAGGAGAUUGCAGAAGCUCAACGGUCGGCGCACCUGGAGCGCCUCUCCGGCACGAAGACGGGGAGGAAGAUCCUACAGGACCUUGACAUAAAUCCUAAUGGCAGCGGCUCGGCGGCUUCCGAACCCGUUCCGAGCAGCUUAAUGAGCGGAAUCAGUGUAUGUCCAAUACCGCGGAACAUGAACCCCACGCACAACGCGGAAAGGAGAGCAGCGAGGGCGGGUGCUCUCGUGGAUAGGCACGCGGAAGACGAGGGAGCCGUCUACGUAGAUGCGGCUGAAUAUCAAGACCGCGUCGAGGCGUACACAGCAGUAGUGGUGAGCGCCUCGACGGGAGCAGUCAAAACGGCGGCCAGCACCCGCACCAGAGACACGCAUCAAGCAGAGGAGGUGGCCAUUGCCUUGGCCAUCGCCAACCCCGGCUGCAAGACGGUGCUAAGUGACUCAAGGACGGCGGUGUUGAGUUACGCUAAGGGCAGAGUAUGCAGUGCGGCAGCCCGCAUUUUGCGGGCAGCCGAAGAAGCAGGGCGACAAGGGGCGGUGGUGAUGAAGUGGUUCCCGGCCCACAUGGGCAGUGAUGUGUCGUGGCGGGGCAACACCAGCCACAACGAGACGGCCAACGCCGUGGCGCGAGGACUCACCAACCGCGCGACGGCAAACGUGGCCCUCUCGGAGGGCGGUGCGUGGUAUAGUUCCAAGGACCGGAUGACUACGUACAACGAGAUUGUGAAGUGGUAUAGGUUAAAUAGAAGAACUAUGCCUCCCCCUCACUCUGGACUCAAGCCGGGGGAGGCUGUAGUCUUUAGGCAACUACAAACAGGGUCCUUACUAACACCAGUGUUAGCUAAGUACAUAUACCCGGGACUUUACGCGGACGAUACGUGUAGACUGUGCAUGAAGGCUAGGGCCACCGCGGUGCACGUACUCUGGGACUGUGAAAAGAACCCGAAAGAGGCAACCGAGAAGACAACGAUUCCCCCUCAGUUUGAGGCUGCGGCGAGGAGCUGUGACUUAGAGACUCAACGUAGGGCCGUCCAGCAGAUCUCGGCCGCCCUGGAGAGGCAACGGGCAGAUGAUAGUAGGGGGGGUCAGGGAAGGCCCGAGAAACGGGCGGCUCUCCCUCCCGAUCCCGGUUAG